This is a messenger RNA of Populus nigra (black poplar), 8675 nucleotides long. RefSeq lists its product as uncharacterized. The transcript has a single exon. Gene Ontology annotation, molecular function: nucleic acid binding. The record is from RefSeq and is a predicted model, not a curated record. Gene Ontology annotation, biological process: DNA integration. Bases 938 to 6412 code for a protein of 1824 amino acids. Lineage: Eukaryota; Viridiplantae; Streptophyta; Magnoliopsida; Malpighiales; Salicaceae.
CUUCAUCCUUUUAAACUUCAUUGUAAUAUCUUCCGAUCUAAUAUCACCAUCGUUGAUAUUAGGUUGAGUUAUCUUAUAUAUGUUAAAGGAAUCACCAAUACAUCACCAUUAAAAUUGAUUUGGACCAAGACUUACUUUUUCUUGUCAUUUAAAAUCUAUUUACACUUUUUCAUCUUUGAAAACAAAUCCAUCAAUCAUUUUCAACCAAGUUAUUGUUAAUUUAAUUUCUCUUGAGUUUUGUUUUGUUACCUAGCUUAAUUUCCAGAUCUAGCUCUCUGUGGAUAUGACCUCGAUCUUACCGAGUUAAUUGCUACAUCGCACACUCGUGCACUUGCGAGUUAAAACAAGCCGAACAUAAAAAGCGGUCAAGCAAUUUUGGCGUCGUUGCCGGGGAGCUAGCAAGCAAAGGUAACACAUUUAGUUUUGAUUAUUGGAAAACAAAAAAAAUACAUAUAAAUAAAAAAUCAAAUGGCUGGUUUUACCGCCUAAAAAAAAUUUGACCUCAACUUUUUGGAUAUUGGACUGUGGACUAGACUAUUAAUUGUUGGAUUUUGGUUGGUUCAACCAUUUUUCUUUUAUUGUCUAUUCUAAUUAGUUUCUAAUAUUUAUUGUUAUAUUAUAAGGCUGGUUUUACCGCCUCUUGUUUAUUUUAUUUUGUUAUUUUGCUGUUAUUAUUUUUCUUAUAUUUAUUGUCUGAAGUGCUUGGCCGGUAUUACCGCCUUUUUAUUCAUGCUUGUUAUAAUUAUCUUUUAAUGUUUAUUGUUGUUAAUAUUGCUUAUUAGUUGGAGAAUUUCUUAAUUUGUUGUAUUUUUAUUUUUGAGCUAUUAAUUUAUCUUUUACGUUUCAUUUACUUUUAUUUGCAAUCUUCUUUUUCUUUUUCUUUGUUUUUCCUUUCCUUUCGUAUUCAUAUAAUUGUUAUAUUAUUGUUUUUUUUAUCAUGGCUAAUGUUGAAGAUGUAGAGGGUGAAGGGAGUGUUCAAGGUAAUGGACCUCCACAAUUCAAUGAUCAACCUAAUUUUCGAACUCUUAGAGAGUAUCUUCACCCGGCUAGACAAAGUACACCUUCGUGUAUUAUCUUACCUCUUAACCAACAAGCUUUCAAUUUGAAACCGGGCAUGAUUCAACUUCUUCCCACAUUUCACGGUAUGGAUUCUGAAAAUCCAUACAUACACAUUAAGGACUUUGAAGAGGUAUGUAAUACUUUUAUUGAUAGAACAUGCACCGAGGAAACUAUUCGUCUUAAAUUGUUCCCAUUCUCUCUAAAGGAUAAAGCCAAGCUUUGGCUAAACUCCUUGCGUCCUAGGUCUAUAGGUACAUGGAGAGAAAUGCAAGCUGAAUUUUUGAAAAAAUACUUCCCCACUCAUAGGACGGCAGCCUUACAACGUCAAAUGAUGAAUUUUUCUUGUAGUCCAAAUGAGUCAUUUCACCAAGCUUGGGAAAGGUUCAAAGACUUGUUAAAUGCAUGCCCCCACCAUGGUUUUGAGAUGUGGAGGUUAGUGAGUUUCUUCUACGACUCUCUUACCGCAGAUUUUAAAAAGCUAGUGUCAACCAUGUGUAAUGGUGAGUUUUAUGACAAAGAACCAAGUGAAGCCUUUGAUUUCUUUGAUCAAUUGGCUGAAAACACAAAGCAAUGGGAGACUUCUCUCCCACUUCAUGUUGAGUCUAGAAACACCAUUUCUCAUUCAAGUGGGAAGUUCCAAUUGAAAGAGACUGAUGACCUCAAUGCUAGAUUAGCCUCAUUGGCUAGGAAAGUAGAGUCUUUUGAGAUUAAAAAAGUGCAUGUCAUAAGUGAACAACAAGAGGAAAGUUGUGUUGUUUGUGAGAGCAAAGGGCAUAGGACAACUGAGUGUCCUACCAUUCCAGCCUUCAAGGAAGUGUUAUAUGGUCAAACUUCUGAUUCAAGUAAUGUUAGAAAGCCAUUUUCAAACCAAGUAGGCAAUCCUUACUCUGAGACCUACAAUCCUGGAUGGAGGAACCACCCAAAUUUUGGAUGGAGAAAUGAGGGCCCUUCAGUACCUCAAACAUUUCAACCUCCACCCCAACCAUUUCAUGCUCCCACACAUAAUACAUACCAACCACCUCAUAAGAGAUCCCUAGAGGAUACUCUUCAACAAUUCAUGCAAACACAAGGAGGAAUCAACAACCAAGCUUACAAAUUUCAAGACCAGACCAAUAGGACCUUAGAUGACAUUCGAAGUCAACUAACCAAGUUGACUCAAUCACUAAGCAUUCAAGAGAAGGGAAAGAUUCCAGCUCAACCAAUGCCAAAUCCUAGAGGUCAGGUACACAUGAGUGAAUCCUCAUCUAGUGAACCUUCAAACCAUGAACAAGUCCAAGCCAUCACUACCCUUAGGAGUGGAAAGAUUGUUGACAAAGCUAUAGGUUUUGGGAUUCCUAGAGGUAUUGUGGAGGAGGAAUCUAGGGAAAGUGACGAGGAAAUCAAAACACAAGUGACAAAUGAGAGCUUGAGUGACAAAGAAGGUGAGAUAAAUGAGAAAGAGAUGAGUGAGAAAGGAGAUGAUUCAAGCAAAAUUGGAAUCAAAGUGAGUGAUUUAGAAUUUGUUCCUAAAGCACCAUUUCCACAAAGGUUAGGGAAACCUAAACAUGAUUUUAUGAACUCAGAAAUCUAUGAAUUGUUCAAACAAGUGAAAGUCAACAUUCCACUCCUUGAUGCAAUUAAACAAGUCCCAUCUUAUGCAAAGUUCCUCAAGGACUUAUGCACAGUCAAAAGGAGAUUGAAUGUGAAAGAAAAAGCCUUUCUAACUGAACAUGCUAGUGCUAUCAUCCAGUUUAAGACCCCUCCCAAAUACAAAGAUCCUGGUUGCCCUACCGUUUCAUGCAUUAUUGGAAGUCAUAAGAUAGACCAAGCUUUGUUGGAUUUAGGAGCAAGUGUGAAUUUGAUACCCUACACUGUUUAUGAACAGUUAGGUUUAGGAGAAAUCAAGCCUACUCGAAUCACCCUUCAAUUAGCUGAUAGGUCAAUCAAGAUUCCCAGGGGUAUUGUUGAGGAUGUGUUGGUCCAAGUAGAUAAAUUCUACUUUCCUGUUGAUUUUGUAGUGUUGGACACCGCACCUAUUCAAGGUUCUAAUGCUCCCAUCCCAGUCAUCUUAGGUAGACCUUUCCUAGCUACAUCCAAUGCUUUAAUCAACUGUAGGAAUGGGGUGAUGAAAUUGUCUUUUGGGAACAUGACUGUGGAGAUGAACAUAUUCAAUGUCUCCAAACAAAUUGGUGAACAUGAGGACAUUAGAGAGGUGGAUUUGAUCCAAACAGUUUGUCAAGAACACUUUGAGAGAGAAUGGAUAAAGGAUCCACUAGAGAGAACUUUAAUUCAUGAUGAAAGAUUUUAUUCUUUGGAAUGUGUUGAUGAGGAAGUAAGAGAACUCGAGACUUAUCUAGAUCCAAUGCCUCUUAUGUCAAUAGGUCAAUGGACCCCAUCGUUUGAGCCUUUGAUUUCACCCCAAGUGAAAGCUGAGGCAUCUCUUGUCCAACCUUAUAAACCAGAAAGGAAGCCUUUACCGAGUGAUCUUAAGUAUGCAUUUCUAGGGGAAGAUGAAUCAUAUCCUAUUGUGAUUUCAUCAAAACUUAGCAUAGAGCAGGAACAAGAACUUUUGAGAGUGGUGAGAAAACACAAGAAAGCAAUUGGGUGGACUAUUACUGACUUGAAAGGAAUUAGCCCUCUUUUAUGCACACAUAGAAUCUAUCUUGAAGAAGAGGCUAAAACUGUGAGGCAAAUGCAAAGACGAUUGAACCCAAACAUGAAGGAAGUAGUACGAUGUGAAGUGCUUAAGCUACUUGAUGCGGGUAUCAUUUACCCCAUUGCAAACUCAAAAUGGGUUAGUCCAACCCAAGUUGUCCCUAAAAAAUCUGGAGUCACGGUAGUGAAGAAUGAAAAUAAUGAGCUAGUACCAACUAGAAUCCAAGCUGGAUGGCGUAUGUGCAUUGAUUAUCGUAAGUUGAACAUGGUGACUAGGAAGGACCAUUUUCCACUUCCAUUUUUAGACCAAGUGCUUGAAAGAGUAGCCGGAAGAGCUUUCUAUUGUUUUCUUGAUGGAUACUCAGGUUACAACCAAAUUGAGAUUUCUUUAGAAGACCAAGAAAAAACCACUUUCACUUGUCCUUUUGGUACCUAUGCUUAUAGAAGAAUGCCUUUUGGCUUGUGUAAUGCACCAGCCACUUUUCAAAGGUGUAUGAUGAGUAUCUUUAGUGACAUGGUGGAAAAUUUUUUGGAAGUUUUCAUGGAUGAUUUUUCAGUUUAUGGGGAUUCUUAUGAGUUGUGUCUAAUGCAUUUAGAAAAAGUUCUUGAAAGGUGUGAAGAGAGGAAUCUUGUACUUAAUUGGGAGAAAUGUCAUUUUAUGGUGACACAUGGCAUUGUCUUAGGUCACAUUAUCUCUUCAAAAGGGAUAGAGGUAGAUAAGUCAAAGGUUGAAGUCAUUCAAAAAUUACCUACCCCUCGGACUGUGAAAGAUGUGAGAUCCUUUUUAGGACACGCUGGUUUUUACCGAAGAUUCAUUCAUUCUUUUAGUACCAUUGCCAAACCAUUGUGUAACUUGUUGUCACAAGAUGUUCAAUUUGAUUGGACAUCAAAAUGUCAAGAAGCUUUUGAAAAGCUUAAAGGGUUGUUGACCACUGCACCAAUCAUGCAAGCUCCUGAUUGGUCUUUACCAUUUGAACUGAUGUGUGAUGCUAGUGAUUUUGCGGUAGGGGCUGUUUUAGGACAAAGAAAAGAUAAGAAACCUCAUGUCAUUUAUUAUGCUAGCAAGACUUUGAAUGAUGCUCAAUUGAAUUACACUACAACUGAAAAAGAACUUUUAGCUGUAGUAUUUGCAUUGGACAAGUUUAGGUCUUAUUUGGUUGGAUCUCUUGUUAUUGUUUUUACUGAUCAUGCAGCAUUGAAAUACUUGCUCACAAAACAAGAUGCCAAGCCACGUUUGAUUCGAUGGAUCCUCCUACUCCAAGAGUUUAACCUUGAAAUUCGAGAUAAAAAGGGAGUAGAGAAUGUAGUGGCUGAUCAUUUGUCCCGUCUUUCAAGCUAUAAGACCAUAAUUGAUGAAUCUCCAAUAAAUGAAUUCUUUGCUGAUGAAAAUUUAUUUUGUGCAGGUACUGUUUCCUACAUUGGCUCUCCAUGGUAUGCUGACAUAGCAAAUUACCUAGCCACAAGUCAGAUUCCUUCUCAUUGGUCUAAACUUGACAAACAAAAAUUCUUGCGCAACGUGCGUACCUUUUUUUGGGAUGACCCCUACCUAUUUAAAUACUGCCCUGACCAAAUUGUUAGGCGGUGCAUCCCUGAUCAUGAAAUUCCAAGUGUAAUUAAUUUUUGUCAUGCAUUAGCCUGUGGUGGGCAUUUCUCUUCCAAGAAAACCACUGCCAAGAUCUUGCAGUGUGGUUUUUAUUGGCCCACCAUGUUCAAAGAUGUCCAUGCCUUCUGUGUUGCAUGUGACCGAUGCCAACGACUAGGUAACCUUACUAGGCGUAACAUGAUGCCCCUAAACCCCAUUCUUGUUCUGGAAAUAUUUGAUUGUUGGGGGAUUGAUUUCAUGGGACCUUUUCCAAGUUCAUUUGGUUACCAAUUCAUCCUUGUAGCUGUUGAUUAUGUGUCUAAAUGGGUGGAGGCCAUUGCAUCUCGAACUAAUGACCAUCGAGUUGUGGUCAAAUUCUUGAAAGAAAAUAUUUUCUCUCGUUUUGGCAUGCCCCGGGCUAUGAUUAAUGAUGGGGGUAAGCAUUUUUGUAACAAGCCCGUUGGGAUUUUGAUGAGAAAAUAUGGGGUAAUUCACAAGGUCAGUACCCCCUAUCAUCCACAAACUAGUGGCCAAGCUGAGUUGGCAAAUAGGGAGAUCAAGAACAUUCUAGAGAAAACAGUCAAUCCAAACCGUAAAGAUUGGUCCCUACGACUAGUUGAUGCUUUGUGGGCAUAUCGCACUGCUUACAAGACCUCUUUAGGAAUGUCUCCUUAUAGGCUAGUUUAUGGAAAGCCUUGUCAUCUCCCUGUUGAGAUUGAGCACCGUGCAUAUUGGGCCAUCCGGCAAUUCAAUGAUGAUGAAAACGAGGUUGGCAAAAAUAAAAAGCUUCAAUUGGAUGAAUUAGAUGAACUGAGAAAUGAUGCAUUUGAAAAUGCAAAAAUUUCAAAACAUAAGAUGAAAACCUUGCAUGAUAAACAUAUUCUUAGAAAAUCCUUUCAUGUUGGUCAAAAGGUUCUCUUGUAUAAUUCACGAUUACAUCUUUUUCCUGGGAAGUUGAGGACAAAAUGGAUUGGUCCAUUUGUGAUUAAAUCCAUAUCUGAGCAUGGUGCAUUUGAGGUAGAAAAUCCUAAGAAUGGAAAUGUUUUCAAAGUAAAUGGUCAUCGAUUGAAACCUUAUCUUGAAAACUUUGUGGCUGAAGUUGAGACAUUGGAUCUUGAAGAUCCAAUACCAUUGUAGUGUCAGAAGUAAUGAGUUUUUAUUUUUAUUUUUUUCAUUUUUAUUUAUUUAUUUUCUUUUCUCUUUCGUCCAUCUCUUAUAUUUUCUUGUUCAUGCAUUAGGGACAAUGCAUUAUUUUAAGUUGGGGGGUGUGAGGUUCUUUAUUUUCAAAAAAAAAAUCAUCAAUGUUUUCUUUUAGUUGUGAUAUGCAGGUAAAAAAAAAAUCAAGCAAGAAGUCAGCUCAUGUCCAAUUCAAUCAGACAUUCAUCCUUGAGAACAAAAGGGGAGUAACAGUUUUCUAAUCUUUAUACUUUUCUUCUCUUUCUUUUUUACAUUGAGGAUAAUGAAAAACUUAAUUUUAGAUAUUUGAUUAUGUUGAAUGCUUGAGAUAACCAUGCUUGUUAAAAAAAAAAAAAACUUGCAUUUGUAUGUGAAUGAGACUUGUUUAGGAUCAACAUUACAUUUUUGGAUUCAUUAUUGUGUUGAACAUUGCAUGCUUUAAUUUGGGAUAGAUAAUAUCUUAUAAAGCAAGAUAUAGCAUACUUUUUUCUUAAGAUUAUUGAAGUACAUCUUUCCUUGUAAAAGUUGUGUGAGUUGUGUGAUUAUGCAUGAAAGAUGAGUGUGAUGCUUUACUUGUGAUCAUCCCUUUUGAUCUAGUCCUAAACAAGGUUUAAGUAAAUAGAGUAAUCAUUAUUACACAAAUGUGUACAAAAUUCUAUCUACUCCAAUGUUUUGAGUUGCUCAGUAACUAGGGGUAUUCAUCACAAAUGUUUAUCUUUACGUCAAACGGCAGCUUGAAAUAUGAGUAUGCAAAGCACUUUAAGUUUGUGACUUUGUGAGUAACCGGGUGCAUUCAUCACAAAUGUUUGUAUUCGCGUCAAAAGGGAAGUGACCACUUAAAGAAAAAGAAUAAAUAAUAUCUUCAAAAAAAAAAGAGAAAAAAAAAAGAAAAAAGAAAAAAAUAUAUAUAGAUAUUUCUCUAGUUUGCUACCUUGUUUGUAGUAGUAAGAAGGGAAGAUUACAAGUUGAGUUUUUGCGUGAAUCAAUUAUGUUGGUUGCAUGAUAAAUACGAUUGAAUUUGGAAUUUUGUAUGGAUGUUUGAUUUAGAGAAUGUGAGUAUGCUUAUUUUUCUUUAUUUGUUAUUGUGUACACUAAGUUAAAGAUACCAAUGUUUGCAUGAUAUGUCCUUUAAGUGUGAUGAGUCGAGCCUAAUUAUGUUAUUAUUAUUCUUUUUAUUUCAAAGGUUUUAUGUUUUGUUUUGCUUGAGGACUAGCAAAAUCUAAGUUGGGGGGUGUGAUUGUGCAUCAAAAGUAUCAUUAAGUCUCUUAUUUUACAUAUGUAUUUAUUAUUUUUAUUUGGGUUUUUUAUAAUAAUUGAUGUGCUUUUUAGUAAUGAAGUUUCUUUUAAUGUCUCGAUAGGUUUUUGGAGCUUAAAUGAAUUAUUUCAGAAAAUUCAACAUCGGAAUUCGGAACAAAGAAUUGAAGAGAAAUUUAGUUGAAGAUUGAAGCAAAUCUUGGUUCAAAUAAGUGCUCCAAAUUUGCCCCAAAAAUCAAUUCAAGUCCAAUUCUAGAAAAGAAUAUCAUAUGAUUUAUUUCAAGCCCAAACAUGCCUUAUGUUGUGUGCAAACUUCAACCAUCAAACACUCAAGGUUUCAAAGUCAAUCUUAGCCCAAAUAAUAGGUACAUUUGUAUCCUUAUUUGAUGCUUAAAUUCAGCCCCAAAUCAGCCCCAAAUCAGCCCCAAAUCACCUUCCAAAUCAGCCCAAACACAAUCCAUGAUCCUACAUGUCCACACAAUAAAUAACAUUUGAUUUAUUUGGGUAAUUCAUUGAUCCAAGAGGGCAAGCACAUGGAUGGAAAGCUGGAGGGGACAUUGUGACAUUAUUUUGGGUCAAAAGAAGAAAGAGACAACUCAUAAAGGAGGAAGAAAAACGUGCACCAAAGUGUUCUCCAAGCUGGCCUGGUUUGAUUUUCCAGAACACCUUUCAGUGUUUUGUCCAUAACUUUUGACUCGGAUGUCUAAAUGAGCUGUUCUUUAAUGAUCUGGAAAACUAACAGAAUGGCCUAUAAAUAUGUCUCUAAUAGCCAUCUCCAGAGGAGGCUUCUAAAAGGGUCGAAUUUCUGUCCAAAGUUAGAGUCAGAUUUGUGUCCGAAUUUUUACUGAAAUUGUGUUGUGUUCUUCUUUAUAGAUUUCGGUUCUUUAGCUUGUAAAACUCAUUAUUUCAGUUUGAUUCAAGUCAUUUUAUGUUUAUUAAAGUGUUAUUAUAUCUAAUCAUGGUUGGCUAA